This is a messenger RNA of Parus major (Great Tit), 2755 nucleotides long. RefSeq names its product inhibin beta C chain-like. Lineage: Eukaryota; Metazoa; Chordata; Aves; Passeriformes; Paridae. The record is from RefSeq and is a predicted model, not a curated record. Gene Ontology annotation, biological process: BMP signaling pathway; SMAD protein signal transduction. Gene Ontology annotation, cellular component: extracellular region. The transcript has 2 exons. Gene Ontology annotation, molecular function: hormone activity; growth factor activity; cytokine activity. The coding region runs from base 873 to 2243 and encodes 456 amino acids.
GCCGUGCGCACUGCGUCAUCAUCCUGCGCCCGCGCGCCCGCGUUGCUGUGGCAACCGGAUGGACGCUACGCGCUGGGGAAGGCGGGAGGGGCGUGGGGCGCCCCCUGGCGGGGCGGAGGGAACGGCGGGGGCAUCACAGAGCGCGGCAGCGCCUUUUAUGGAAAGGAAGGGGCGUGGUUAACACAGACUCCGCCCAUCCGCCGUGACCCCCGCCCCCCCGUUGGGAGUCCCGCAUCCCCCGGGAUCCUCCAUCCCCGGUGAUCCCCAAUUCCCCAGGGAUCCCACAUCUCCUCAGGGAUCCCCUAUCACCAGGGAUCCCACGGCCCUCAGGAUCCCCGGGGAUCCCACAUCUCCCCCGGGGUCCCACAGACCCUUGAGGAUCCCAAAUUCCCCAGGGAUUCCACUUCCUCCGGGAUCCUCCGUCCCCGAGAAUCUCGCAUCUCUGGAGAUCCCUCAUUCCCAGGGAUCUCUCAUCCCCUCCAUGGAUCCCCUGUCCCCAAGGGUCCCUCAUCCCGCCGGGAACCCCCAGCCACCUGGGAUUCCCUUUCUCUGAGUAUCCCGCAUUUCCUGGGAUCCUCCAUCCCUCGGGAACCCCUCACUGGUCGGGAUCUUCCAUUUCCAGUAUCGCCCAUCUCCAACGACCCCUCGACACCCCGGAAUCCCCCUUCUCUGAGGACCUCCAGAGAUCCCCCCGCCCCCGGUGAUCCCACAUCCCCCGAGAAUCCCCCACCUCCGUGGUCCCCACAUCGCACGGGGGGCCUCCAGUACACCCUGGGUACCCGCUAUGUCCCCGGGAGCCCCCACCACGUCUCUGCCCGUGAACCGCCGGGGUGGGACCGAGGUGGGACCGAGGUGGGACCGGGCUGGCCUCGAUGUCCCCGCUCUGCUCCCCCCGAGCAGCAGCACCAUCGGCCCAGCUCCACCUUAACCGGGGCGGCCGCACCGCGCUGCCCGCGCCCGGGCGGCUCCGGGGGAGCGCAGGGGCGUUUAUCUCGCCCGGGAUCAGCCAAUAUUUGUGGCCACGUCAGGAGAACGAGCCCAUCCUCGCCCCGUGCUCCCGCUCAGUCCAGCUCUGCCACCCUGCUCCCUGCCGCUGGCUCAUCCCACUCGGCUUCUCGGACACUGCUGGAGCUCCCACGCUGUCACCUCUCGCCCUGGACAUGACGGUCACCGUGACCCUCCUGCUCCUGAGCCUCCUACGGACGGCGGCAGCCGAGGGCGGGUGGUGUCCUGCCUGCGGAGUGUCCGCGGUGGCUCCCGGAGCGCAGCGGGACGCGCUCCUGGCUCUGGCCAAGCGGAGCAUCCUGGCCAAGCUCCGCUUGCCAGCCCGGCCCAGCGUCCCGCAGCCGCCGGCCCGGGGGGCUCUGCUGACCGCGCUCCGCAGGAUGCGAUCGCAGCGCUCGGACACGGCCGCCGCCUUCCCAGGGAUGCUCCGAAACAGCCCGGCCCGGCCGGGAAUGGGGCUGCAGGAAUACGAGAUCCUGAGCUUUGCUGAGGCAGGAUCCUCCACUUCCCACAGCGUCCGCCUGCAUUUCCGCUUCUCCCAGGAGGUGGCCGGGAGCACCGAGAUCCUGCAGGCCACCCUCUACCUGUUCUGGGCAGCCCCCGGCCGCGGGGCACAGCCUGUCACCGUCAGGAUCCUGCGGCCAGACCCGGCGGGGCCAAACGUGACGGUGGCCAGCGAGACCCGGCUGGAGGUGCAGAGAUCCGGCUGGACCACGCUGGACGUUGGAGCAGCCGUCCGGAGCCUCUUCGGACAAGAGACCCCUCGGCUCACGGUGGAACUGGAGGUGCCAGAGGACUGGGGGUCCCCUCUCCCAUCGGACCACAGCGAUUCCCACUGGCCGUUUGUGGUGGCCCAAGCCCAGGCCAGGACACCCCACCGCGUCCAUCGUCGCGGCGUCGACUGCGGCGCGGACUCGCGGAUGUGCUGCCGCCAGGAGUUCUUUGUGGACUUCAAGGAGAUCGGCUGGGAGGACUGGAUCAUCCAGCCAGAGGGGUACCACAUGAAUUACUGCACGGGGCUGUGCCCGCUGCACAUGGCCGGCGUUCCCGGCCUCGCAGCCUCCUUCCACACCGCCGUCCUCAACCGCAUCAAGGCGGCGAGCGCGGCGGCGGCCGUGGACUCCUGCUGCGUUCCCACCCAGCGCCGGCCCCUCUCCCUGCUCUACUACGACCGGGACAGCAACAUCGUCAAGACCGACAUUCCCGACAUGAUCGUGGAUUCCUGCGGCUGCACCUGAGCGCUGCCGGGCGGGCGGGAGGACAGGACACGGCGGGAUGGGGCUCCCUCCUCCUGGCUCCCGGCUGGGAGGCAGGAGCUCUGCCCGAGGGGGUUUCUCCUCCUGUGGGUGAAGCAUCAAGGGUGAUGCUGAAUGUGCAAGUCCCCUCCUCUCUCACCUCCCACACGGCUUUUUCCCCCUUCGGAUCUGCCCGUGGAUUCCUCUCUGGCUCCUGAUGGACUCCAGAGCCUUUUCCUGCUGGAUGCUGCAGAGCCUGGAUCAGGACGGUCCCGCUGCCAUCCCAGCCCAAGGUCCUGGUGUGCCCUGGGUGCAGCUCCAUCAGCACCAGUGGCCCCCCUGGGCUGCUGGGGCUGGCCAGGACAGAAGAGAGGGGUCAUCCCCAUGGCCCCACUCAGCUGGACACGUGGCUGAGCAGGGAGAGGAAAGAGAAACCCAUCCCAGUGGGAGGAAGGUGUCUCCAAGCAUCCCAGCUAGCUGGUGUUCAAUAAAGACUCCCAGCCGUGGUGUGUGCA